ACAAACAAUGUUUCUUAGAGCUAAACUCCAACCAUGUAAAAUCUCCCGCUUUUUCUCAAUUGAAGCAACAAAACGGGCUUUCAAUAAUCAACAAGAUUAUUCUCCCAUUACUCAACAACUCUUACGUCUCUUAAAAAAAUGCAUAACAAUCAAACAAGUCCAACAAAUUCAUACCCAAAUGUUAAUUUACUCUAUAGAAAAAGCCAACUAUUUGCUCUCAAAAAUUAUAGACCUCAAAGAUUUCAACUAUGCUACUCUUCUUUUUUCACAUAUUCAUAGCCCCAAUGAGUAUGCUUUUAAUAUAAUGAUAAGAGGGCUAACUACAACAUGGCAAAAAUUUGAUCUUUCUUUGGAACUUUACUACAAAAUGAAGUUUUUAGGCUUGAAAACUGAUAAUUUCACUUAUCCUUUUGUGUUUAUGUGUUGUGGGAAUCUUUUAGCUGUGGAACUUGGUAGAUUAGCUCAUUGUGAGGUGGUGAAAAAUGGGUUGUUUGUGGAUUUUCACGUUGGUCACUCCUUGAUUACUAUGUAUUCAAGAAUUGGGAAGAUGGGUUUUGCAAGGGAAGUGUUUGAUGAAAUGUCGCAAAGAGAUUUGGUUUCGUGGAAUUCAAUUAUUUCAGGGUAUGCUCAAACGGGUUGCUCGAGAGAGGCAGUGGGAUUGUUUAUGGAGAUGAGGAAUGAGGGGUUUGAACCUGAUGAGAGGACACUUGUGAGUGUUCUUGGGGCAUGUGGUGACUUGGGGGAUGUGAAUUUGGGAAAUCGGGUAGAGGAGUAUGUUGUGGAGAAGAGAAUGGAGCUGAAUUCUUUUAUGGGUUCUGCUUUGAUUAACAUGUAUGGGAAGUGUGGAGAUUUGGUUUCUGCUAGAAGAAUCUUUGAUGGCAUGAAGAAGAAAGAUGUGAUUACUUGGAAUGCCAUGAUUUCAGGGUACGCACAAAAUGGGUUGUCCGAUGAAACAAUCUCUUUGUUCGAUGCCAUGAAGGAGGCAGGAGUUAACCUAAAUAAUAUCACGCUGGUAAGUGUUCUUUCUGCAUGUGCUUCAAUUGGAGCCUUGGAUGUUGGAAAAUGCAUUGAUGACUAUGCGUCAAGAAGAGGUAUAAAGCAUGACAUAUAUGUAGCUACGGCCUUAAUUGAUAUGUAUGCAAAAUGCGGCAAUUUGGAUGAUGCAUAUCAAAUUUUUGAAAGCAUGCCUAGAAAAAAUGAGGUCUCUUGGAAUGCAAUGAUCUCUGCUCUUGCCUUUCACGGAAGAGCACAAGAGGCAUUAUCCCUGUUUGAGCGCAUGUCACUCGAGAGUAGUGAUUCCCGCCCUGAUGACGUCACAUUUGUUGGAGUACUCUCCGCAUGUGUACAUGCAGGAUUGGUUGAUGAAGGCAGGCACUUGUUUGAUAUAAUGAGUUCAUCAUUUGGAUUGGUUCCAAAAGUUGAGCAUUUCUCUUGCAUGGUUGACCUUUUGUCUCGUGCUGGUCGUGUAUAUGAAGCAUGGGAGUUUAUUGAGAAGAUGCCUCAAAAACCAGAUGAGAUUUUACUUGGAGCAUUGCUUGGUGCCUGUCAAAAGCUCAAAAAUAUUGAUGUUGGUGAACGAGUGAUGCAGCUACUUCUAGAGAUGGAACCAUCAAAUUCGGGUAAUUAUAUAAUAUCAUCAAAAAUAUAUGCAAAUCUCAGAAGGUGGGAUGAUUCAGCAAGGAUGAGACAACUAAUGAGACAGAAAGGUGUUACCAAAAUUCCAGGCUGUAGCUGGAUUGAGAUGGAUUCACAGCUCGUUGAAUUUCGUGCUGGCAAUUCAUCCCAUCCAUUUGCAGAGGAGAUUCACCAGGCACUUGACUUGUUGUAUGAGGAGAUGGCUAUUGAAGGUUAUGUUCCAAAUGUGAAUCUUGUAUAGAAAGUAUGUAACUCGCUGCUCAGAUUGUUGGAUAGGGCACUUGAUACCUUUAUGAUCGUGUGGGCUUGAGCUGAAUGCAGGGUCAAUUUGUUGGAUUUUGGUAAUCGGCACACUUCCAUGUGAAUCCUGACUUGCCAGGUCCUUUUGUGCCUGCUUCAGAACCAGACAUAGUAACUUCACAUAGCGAUUUCACCGAGAUCAAGCAAGAAGUAAAACACUUAACCAAUAUUCCCCAGAUUAUACUGUGUAUGCUUCAGUGUAACCUUACAUCAGCUACAAUCUGCUUUUGUGCAAGAAACUUUCCUUUCUUGCUCGUCGAGGCAUGUCACUAGCAAACUGCGGACCUAAUACUGGCGUUCUCUUAAGCUCAUGCAUAACUGUACAAGACUUUCUCAUCUUCUUGCUGGUUAUUAAAAGCUACUGCAAUCUCAGCCAUGCUAAGUGCAUAUCAAGAUUCUUCUCUCAAAUCCAACAACCAUUGUGGACAUCAUCCAAGAACAUCCAGCAGGUUUUGUUUGAAUCAAUCUGCAGAAACAUUCAAUAGCUUCUUUCCAGCUGCUAAAUAUAGGUGGUUGAUGAAGGCAGGCACUUGUCUGAUAUAAUGAGUUCAUCAUUUGGAUUGGUUCCAAAAGUUGAGCAUUUCUCGUGCAUGGUUGAACUUUUGUCUCGUGCUGAUCGCGUAUAUGAAGCAUGGGAGUUUAUUGAGAAGCUGCCUCAAAAACCAGAUGAGAUUUUACUUGGAGCAUUGCUUGGUGCCUGUCAAAAGCUGAAAAAUAUUGAUGUUGGUGAACGAGUGAUGCAGCUACUUCUAGAGAUGGAACCAUCAAAUUCGCAAAAAUAUAUGCAAAUCUCAGAAGGUGGGAUGAUUCAGCAAGCAUGAGAGAAUUAAUGAGACAGAAAGAUGAGAUUUGCCGUGCACUUGACUACUUGUUUGAGGAGAUGGCAAGAGAAGGUUAUGUUCCAAAUGCGAAUCUUGUGUAGAAAGUUGAGGAUGAAGAUAUUUUAUCUUGCUAUUCUUAAUUAUCAGGUGAGGUUUGCUUGUCACUAAUAUAGUCUAGCGUCUCUUCUUCUUUAGAUCUCUUGUAUCACUCCGACGUAGUAUUGAUUAUGUCAAUAUAGAGGAAAUGAUAAGGAUACUUGGGCUAUAUCAUUAACCGUGUUAACCUUGGUAUAGAAGUUAUGCAUGAACGUAAUGCUCACUUCUCUCUA
Messenger RNA from Nicotiana attenuata, 3085 nucleotides. Its product is annotated as pentatricopeptide repeat-containing protein At2g34400. The coding region runs from base 8 to 1876 and encodes 622 amino acids. Gene Ontology annotation, molecular function: protein binding; RNA binding. The transcript has 7 exons. The record is from RefSeq and is a predicted model, not a curated record. Gene Ontology annotation, biological process: RNA modification. Lineage: Eukaryota; Viridiplantae; Streptophyta; Magnoliopsida; Solanales; Solanaceae.